UUAUUUGCACACACGAGUUCCAUUUCCCGCCAAAACCUACUCGGGUCGAAAAUUAAUUGACCCAUUUCCUCUAAUUUCAUAAACCCUAAUUCCAAGAACAACAAACCCCAAAUCACAAAAAGAAAUGGAAAUUAAAGUGAAGUGCAGCUGUGGAGAAGAGAAGUGUAAAGAAUGGGCCAUUGUUGAGCUUCAAGGCGUCGUUGAAGUUCAGCCUGAUUUUAAAGACUCUUUUCGUACUCUCCCUAUGGGUAAACUCUGUCGCCCCUCUUCAGAGGAGAACUAUACUUUUACUGUUGGCUAUCAUGAAUUGAGUGGGUCAAAGGUGCCUCUAAAGAAGCCGUUUUUGGUGAUGAAGAAAAUUAAGCAUUCUGUUGCGGGUAAGGGCGACGAUGAUACUGGUUUAUCGUCUAAGGUGGAAUUGGAGGUUAUUGGAAUUGUUCGACACCGGAUUUUGUUCAAGAACAGACCAAAGGCUUUGAUAUCUAGCUCACAACCAGUAGUAAAGGCCAAGCUCAAAGCACCAGGUUCUGAUGCUCAAAUGAAUUAGCAUGAAUUUCAUAUAUUGCUUCCAGACAUCUACAAUUAGUAGUUGGUUGCUGUCUUCGUUUUAGAUAUCAUGUGUUCCCUAAUCGAAUAGUAAUGGAUACACAUUGUUGAUGGAUUAAGGUCAUUAAUUAUUAGUAUGUAUAUCUAAGUUCAUGAGCAUUUCAUGGACUUUAGCUGGCUUGAUAUAAACUUGCUUAUUAUUGAUGUUUGUUUAUAUGCUAUCAGAUUGAAUCAAAUAAAAACCGGUUUAUAUGCUGUAAUAUAUGAAAAUUAAUCAGGUUUUUUAGCUGGGUU
Messenger RNA from Daucus carota subsp. sativus, 840 nucleotides. RefSeq lists its product as uncharacterized. The record is from RefSeq and is a predicted model, not a curated record. The transcript has 3 exons. Gene Ontology annotation, biological process: mitotic sister chromatid cohesion. NCBI's taxonomy places the organism in Eukaryota, Viridiplantae, Streptophyta, Magnoliopsida, Apiales, Apiaceae. Gene Ontology annotation, cellular component: Ctf18 RFC-like complex. The coding region runs from base 125 to 547 and encodes 140 amino acids.